Molecule: messenger RNA, 414 nt
Organism: Iphiclides podalirius (scarce swallowtail)
Lineage: Eukaryota; Metazoa; Arthropoda; Insecta; Lepidoptera; Papilionidae
Source: the annotation of a GenBank genome assembly
AUGAACUGGUUCCUUGCUGAAAAGGAUAAUAUGGAAGAGGAAAUUAAACUAUUGUCUGUAGCGGACUUUAAAGAUGUCAAUAAACCCGGAUGCAGUUCUGAAAUCCCAGAAAUAAUUGCACACUCCAGUAAAGCUAUUGAAGUGCCAAAAGCGACGGAGAGAAAUAAGUAUGCUAGUUUAAUGGAAUUUCCAUUUGCUGAUGGUAGCCCGAUAGCUGAGUUGGCUAAUUUCUAUAAAGAAUGUUUACAAGCGCGAUCAGCCACUGAUGAAUGGGCAGACAUAGCAGAAGCUUCAGCUUCCACUGAUUCUGAGUCUCUUGCGCAACAAUUGAAGAUGUUUGAGGAUGCUGUUCCAGAAUUUGACAAUAUGGUUGCCUCAAUGUUUAGCAACUCACAAUAUGGUUCUGAUCACUCA